UGCCUGGUGUGGAAGAUGGGGUCAGUAAGGAUUCUUCCAUGCUGGAUUUUGAGAACCUGGAGCAGACCAGGGCCUUGGCUGCAUCACUUGAGACAUGUUUGAGGUUCUCAAAGUGCAUAUCCUCCACAAUGCCGACUCUGGUCCAACUGCUGUCUUCAUCUUCUGCCACUGAUGUUGAGAACACGAUUCUUUUGCUGAUGAGGUGCAGACAGUUCCAAAUUGAUGACUCUGAGGCCUCUCUCCGGAAAAUGUUGCCACUUGCAUUUUCACAGGACAAGCCUAUCCGUGCAGCUGUUGAGGAUGCAUUCAUCACAAUUUAUUUGACGAGAAACCCUACAGAAACUGCUGCAAAUCUAUCGAGCAUUGCUAUAGAAUCUAGCAUCGGCGAUCUAGCAGCUCUAGAAUUUAUAGUUGGUUCCUUGGUAUCUAAGGGGAAUAUUUCUACAAGCACGAAAAGUAAGCCUUCAUCGAAAAUAAGCGAUCAUGAUAUAAAUUGCAAGGAAACUUUUGCUUAACGGGGAUGUGGGC
Molecule: messenger RNA, 528 nt
Organism: Magnolia sinica
Lineage: Eukaryota; Viridiplantae; Streptophyta; Magnoliopsida; Magnoliales; Magnoliaceae
Product: condensin-1 complex subunit CAP-D2-like
Exons: 3
Coding region: 39-515 (158 amino acids)
Biological process (GO): mitotic chromosome condensation; meiotic chromosome condensation
Cellular component (GO): condensed chromosome, centromeric region
Molecular function (GO): histone binding
Source: RefSeq, a predicted model, not a curated record